GCAAGAAUUUUGUUGAUCUCAUGAAAAGAGAAUUUGAAAUGAAUAUGAUGGGUGAACUUACAUUCUUUCUAGGACUGCAAAUAAGGCAGUCGACUAAUGGCACAUUUGUAAGUCAAACAAAGGACACCAAGGAACUUAUAAAGAAAUUCGACUGGAAAAGGCAAAGGCUUUUGGAACACCUAUGAGCCCUUCAACAUGCCUUGAAACAGACGCCCCGGGAAAGGAUGUCGAUGAAAGAACCUAUCGUGCUAUGAUAGGAUCUUUACUAUAUCUUAUGACCAGUCGACCAGAUAUAAUGUUCAGUGUAUGCAAAUCCGCCAAAUUCCAGUCAACUCCCAAGGAAUCGCACCUUACCGUAGUAAAGCUAAUCAUUCGCUAUCUUCUUGGAACUCAAGAUUUUGGCCUAUGGUAUCCUCAUUCUACUAAUUUUGAUCUUACUGGAUAUUCAGAUGCUGAUUUUGUAGGUGACAAAACAGACAGAAAAAGUACCAGUGGUACUUGGCAAAUUUUGGGAGAAUCAAUUAUCUCUUGGCAUAGCAAAAAGCAAACAUCCGUUGCAUUAUCAACUACUGAGGCUGAAUAUUUAGCCUUAGGGAGUUGUGGAACACAACUACUAUGGAUGAUGCACCAAUUGAUUGAUUAUGAAUUAUCUUAUGACUCUGUGCCUAUCUUUUGUGAUAACACUAGUGCAAUUAGCCUUUCUAAAUAUACUAUUCAUCAUUCUAGAGCAAAGCAUAUAGAUAUUAAGCAUCAUUUUAUUAGAGAUCAUGUAGAAAAUGGUGAUUUUGCAUUAGAAUUUGUGGAUUCUAAAAAUCAACUAGCUAAUAUUUCUACAAAACCCUUGCUUGAAGAAAGAUUUUGUUUCCUUAGAAAGAGUCUCGGAAUUAUUAAAUUUCAAAAUAAUUAA
This is a messenger RNA of Lycium ferocissimum, 907 nucleotides long. RefSeq names its product secreted RxLR effector protein 161-like. The coding region runs from base 182 to 907 and encodes 241 amino acids. The transcript has a single exon. Lineage: Eukaryota; Viridiplantae; Streptophyta; Magnoliopsida; Solanales; Solanaceae. The record is from RefSeq and is a predicted model, not a curated record.